GUGUUCUACUGAAGAAACAAAGACACCUACAUCUUGGAUGCGCUGGGGAGACUCAGAAACUUGAGGAUGGACUCUUUUGACUUGGACCAGCCAAGCAACACACACAGCACCUUACCUCAGAAUCCACAUAGCAACACCCUGGCAACAGUCUACCUAUACUUAGUGCAAAUGAAGAGGAAUGCACACGCGAGCCUGAUUUUCUCCCCAAACCUGCUCAGUGAGUGUCUCAUCCACAGCCAGUCAAACCGGAGAGACAGACACUCUCACAGCUGGAACAUUCAUUCUGAAUCACAGGUGUGUGUGGAGUAGAUUAGGUUCAACUUUAUUUUAUUAUUACAUUAAUUUGAAUUUACACCCUCAGAAUGAGUGGUCGUCUAUGGACAGAGGAGCAGUUUAACUGCCCUGUGUGUCUGGAUCUGCCAACUGACCCCGUGACCAUCCCGUGUGGUCACAGUUACUGCAUGGCCUGUAUCUCAGAUUACUGGGACAAUGAAGGCAGAAAAAGCGGCAUCUACAGCUGUCCGGAAUGCCGUCAGAACUUCAACCCACGUCCCACUCUCUGCCGGAACACCAUGCUGGCCGAAGCCGUGGAGCAGCUCCGCCGCGGGAACCUGAACCCCUCCGGGCGGGAGUCCAUCAAAAGCGCCCGGCGCGCGGCAACCUCCGCGUCUGAGCGCGCGCGCACACGGAGCAAAGGGGCUACUAAACAGCUGCCGGCCUCCGUUGUGCCAUGUGACCGCUGCCCGGAGCCCAAAGCGGCAGUGAAGACGUGUUUGGUGUGCAUGGCAUCGUUUUGCGAGACUCACCUGAAACCCCAUGACACGCAGGACAAGCUGAAGAGCCACGAGCUUAUCGCGCCCACCGGUAACCUGAGCCAGAAGAUUUGCCCUGAGCACAAGUACCUGCAGGAGUUCUUCUGCCGCUCGUGUCAGAUGUACGUGUGCUGGCUCUGCACCAGUAACCAGCACAAGGGUCACGAGAGCGUGUCCACACAGGCAGAGCGCUCUGAGAAGCAGAAAGAGCUGGGCACAGUUCUGUCUGAGAACCAUCAGAGACUCCAGGACAGAGAGAGAGAACUGAAAGACAUGAAAAAAGUCUUAGACACACUCACGCGUUCCUCAGACACGGUGCGGGACGAGGCGGAUACGGUCCUGUCUGAGCUCCAGGAGUCAGUGCAGCGGAUGCUGGAGUUGCUCCAAGACGUGAUGGUCUCCACUGGACAGGAGAAGCUCAACGAGGCCCAGGACGUGGUGACCAAAUUGGAGUCCGAAGUCAAACAGCUGAAGAAAAAAGAUGUAGAACUUAAAGAGCUCAUCAACUGCCAGGACAAUAUCUACUUCCUGAAGACGUAUCAGUCUCUGUGCUUUCCGCUGGAGGGGGGAGAGCUGGGAGCUGUGACCGUGAACCCUGAAGCCACGUUUGAUUCUGUCAGGAGUGUCAUUGUCCAGCUCAGGGAGAAAGUGGAGGAGAUGUGUGACCAGGAGCUGGACAAGAUCAACAAGACAGUGUUCAACACCACAGCGUUCACAGUGGCAGACCGCAACGGCCAGAAAACAGGAGGCAUAAUGAAGUUGUUUUCUGGAAAAGGAACCAAAGCUGCUCGUGCGCAAGGACCUCCACCACUGCCAUCAGUAAGCACACGAGGAUCUGUGAACACGCGUCCACAAGCCGUGAGAAACAAUGAGCCAGGAGCAGUUAAUAGACGUGUUACAAACUCCCAAAGACCAGCAAGAUCACCAAGAGAGGAGAGAGAUGACACCGACAGGAGCCGCAGUUCAUUGAGACCAAGAGAGACACAAAGAAGAGAGGAAAGAGAAAACACUGAAGCAGACACCUGGAGUUUAAGUUCAGUAAGAGGGAGACAGAGAGGAGAAAUCAGAGAGCAGGAAAGAGAAAAUCAGACUUCUCAAAGACGUCAAAGCACACAGAGCAGAAGCACACGUGAUGAAGAACAAGCGGAUCGCUGGAGCUUGAGUUCAAUCAGACCGAGAAUGAGGAGAGAGGACAAAGAGCAAGUCAAUGGAGAAAGUCAGAAUCUCUCACAGCAAAGAUCAAACGCUGCAGACAGACAGCAGCCGGCCAGACAAUCGGACAGAUGGAGUCUGAGCUCUCUCUUACCCAGAAACAGGAAGAAGAGACAGGACACAGUGAAAGAGGCCACACCUACUAUACAGGAGGCGGAGUCAGUGAGACCUCGUAGCCCCGCCUCUGCCAGUGUCUGGGGAGAGCCAACAGAAGUGAAUACAGCUCUGUUCCUGGACUCACCUACUGACAAUCCCUUCAUCAAUCCUGCUUUUCCCACAUUGAGAGAAAUUAACAUUGACAGCAUUCAGGCCCCAGAGCCCAGGACCAGAGAAGAGUUCCUGCAAUAUGCUUGUGAUUUGACCCUGGAUCCAAACACAGCCCAUCGGCGCUUGGUCCUGUCUGAUGGAGACACAGUAGCCACCCUUCAGCAGACGUCUCAGGCGUACCCUGACCUCCCUCAGCGCUUCGACGGCUGGACGCAGGUGCUCUGUCUCCAGCCCCUCUCCUCCGACCGCUGCUACUGGGAGGUGGAGUGGAGGGGGCGUGGCUCCUCUCUGGGUGUGGUCAGCGGCUCCAUGCCCCGCAAAGGAGCGGAUUCAGGGGCGGGGCUUGGGUAUAACAGCCAGUCAUGGAGCUUGGAGCUGUCAGACAUGUGCUGUGCAGCCAUGCAUGCCAAUCAGAAGGUGGAGAUCCCUGUGACCUACAGUCCUCGUGUAGGGGUGUUUCUGGACAGGCCCGCAGGGACUCUGACUUUCUAUAGUGUGGAUGAUGGGUUGGUUCCUCUCCACACCUUUCAAGGGUCAUUCCCACCCCCGCUGUAUGCUGCGUUCGGGGUAGGCUGUGGGGUCGGCGUGGGGCUAGAUUUUGCUAUGGGGCAGUUCAGCUCCACAUCAGACAGCAUUAAAAUCUGUCCCUUGUGAAUGGAGCGAAUCUCACAAAAAACAUAUCCAGUUCAUAUUUCACGCAAAAUCAAAAGAAUAAAAAAAUUUGCAUAAAGAAAUUUAAAGGGUUAGAAAAUUCAGUCAUUAUUUACUCACCCCCAUGUCGUUCCACACCCGUAAAACCUUCGUUCGUCUUCAGAACACAAAUUAAGAUA
Megalobrama amblycephala (Wuchang bream) is the source of this 3121-nucleotide messenger RNA. RefSeq names its product tripartite motif containing 25, like (gene trim25l). The record is from RefSeq and is a predicted model, not a curated record. The transcript is spliced from 22 exons. Gene Ontology annotation, molecular function: protein binding; zinc ion binding. NCBI's taxonomy places the organism in Eukaryota, Metazoa, Chordata, Actinopteri, Cypriniformes, Xenocyprididae. Bases 363 to 2945 code for a protein of 860 amino acids.